Molecule: messenger RNA, 3189 nt
Organism: Scatophagus argus
Lineage: Eukaryota; Metazoa; Chordata; Actinopteri; Scatophagidae
Exons: 8
Coding region: 606-2378 (590 amino acids)
Biological process (GO): canonical Wnt signaling pathway; regulation of transcription by RNA polymerase II
Cellular component (GO): beta-catenin-TCF complex
Molecular function (GO): DNA-binding transcription factor activity, RNA polymerase II-specific; RNA polymerase II cis-regulatory region sequence-specific DNA binding
Source: RefSeq, a predicted model, not a curated record
UCCUUCGCUCACAGUAAAAUACAGCAACAGAUGCAUGUGAGUGCAGCGUUUCUGUAUGCUGCAGUCUGCUCAGGUACACUGAGGGGAUGCAAGCACACUCCCAUGUUGUGACCCAAAGGACCCCUGAGCUGCCCACGAAGCACCAGUGUGAGCAUCACUCCAUUUAACCUUGCUUACCUCGCCCAAAUAAUCUAGCUGUGAGUUCAAAUACACAUACUACAUCCCAGUGAGCAUAAUAACAACACAAACAAAUAAACACAAGGAUGGGGGGUGUCUCGUGUCCAUCAAUGUCCAAAACAUGUUGCAUAUCGCUAUGGUCCCCACAGUUUUUACCUUAAAAGGCAAUAACCUAACAUUCUAUGACUGUGCUUUGAAUUAGAAUGGAAUCACAGAAUGGAAUAUUUUAUAGAACAUUACUGAGCAGAAUUUGGCUCAGUUCACCUGCAGCCUUCGCCGUGUGAGCUACACAUUUAGUGGGACCAAACAAUAAUCCAAACCGGAGCAAGAGUUUGAAGCCAGUGAACUGAACCAUCAGUGAAUACAAAACAUCUUAAGAGUCCAGUACCCAACAGGGACAACAAACAGCACACAAACCAGUCAGCAAAAUGGAUCUGUUACCUGAGCAGGUUGACAGCACCAUGACAGAUAACGACUGGGAAGACUUGCUGUCUAUUCUCAAGUCGACUGGAGUAGAUUUAGUGGAUGAAGCGCCGAAUACUCUACCACCAUCUACUUCACCCCAACCUUCAACUUCACAUGCUCCUGUCAAUGCUGAGACGGAGCUCCAGGAGGCUGACUGUGGUGUAGCAGACAAUACCUGGGAAGACUUGCUGUCUAUUCUCAAGUCUGCUGGAGUUGAUUUAGUGGAUGAAGCACCUCACACUCCACCUUCAACUUCACCUCCUCCUGUCAAUGCUGAGAAGAGGCACAAUACCUACCCUCAACACCCACCCUCAGCACAACAAUCAUCCUCCAAAAUGGAUCCUCAAGAGUCUGACAAUAACGUUGCAGAUCAGAUCUGGGGAGAGUUGCACUCCAUUCUCAAGUCGGAUGGAUUUGAUCUUCUGGAUGACGCACCCGACCUGCUGCCUCUUUCACCUUCAUUUUCACCUUCACCUCCUCCUCCUGUCCAUGCUGAGCUGGAGGAGGGAGGAUAUGGUGGCUGUAGCUCCCUGGGAGCAGCUCCUCAGAGGGUCGAGCAGCAAAGUCAAUUGUUGACAGCUCCCCCCAUGAACUAUGCACCACGUCAAGAAGACAUGCAGCCAGGUCACCUGCACAGUCAGGCAGGUGCUUCCAGCCAGGGACAGCAACACAGCAUACCAGUGACGGGGUUCCUUGAAGGCAACCAGAGCCUGCGUUAUGUAGGACUGUGGAAUGGACAGCCGCUGUAUGAGAUUUGUGCUCCUGCUGUCUUUGCUGCUCCUCCAGCAGACGCGUCCAAAUCAAAAAAGAGAAAGCGUCAAAACCAGCAGGAGGGCGGUCAGUAUAUAAAGAAGCCCCCAAACGCCUUCAUGCUGUUCCUGAAUGAGCAAAGGCCACACGUUGAGGCCGAAAUCAGAAGCCGAGGGAAUGCGGCUGUAAACACGGUCCUGGGACAGAAGUGGAAGUCACUGUCACAGGAACAGCAGGCCACAUAUUACGAACAGGCCGACAGAGAAAGACGGCUCCACGCCCAGCAGCACCCGGACUGGUCGUCCAGUCACAACUAUGGCAAAAAGAGGAAGAGAGAAAGAAGAAGGAAGCCCACCUGUGCUGAAGAUGAAACACAGCAGGCCAAGAAAGUGUGUGUGACUCCAGUGCAGACAGCAGUGACGGAGGCCUUCGUCCCACAGACAGAUGUGUUCGAGCCUCACGCACACGCAGAUGUGUUCGAGCCUCACAGACACACAGAUGUGUUCGGGCCUCACAGACACACAGAUGUGUUCGAGCCUCACGCAUACGCAGGUGUGCUCGAGCCUCACACACAAACAGGUGUGUUCGAGCCUCACGUACACACAGAUGUGUUCGCGCCUCACAGACACACAGAUGUGUCCGAGCCUCACAGACACACAGAUGUGUUCGAGCUUCACGCAUACGCAGGUGUGCUCGAGCCUCACACACAAACAGGUGUGUUCGAGCCUCACGUACACACAGAUGUGUUCGCGCCUCACGUACACACAGAUGUGUUAGAGCCCAGCAUUCAGUAUGUGACGUUGUCCCUGCCUCCUGACUGGAUGUUCCAGCAACAGCUUCCAGUUCAUUCGCCUCCACCAACUCACACACAGACGUCUAUCAGCCAGUCACAGACAAGCUACCCAGCCAAUGACGGAGCAGCUCGAUCCCCUUCCAAUCACUGCACAGCCUCAGCUGCACAUGGACAGACUCAGUGUCCUCCGUAGCUUCUUUAUUAUUAUUAUUUACUUUUUUUUUUUGCAAUUUUGCGGAAUCUGAUCAAUAAAAUGUAGUAACCUAAUUAAUGAUGAUGUAUUAUCAUUGGCUAAGAUGAGACCUUAGUGAGCCUCAGGGUGUGAACUGAUAAGCAACACUGCAGUAUACAAAGCAGUGACAAUAAGCCCCACCUUCAGCAGCUGAAACAUUAAUGUGAUCAUGACAUUAAGGCUCAUUCUGCAUAAUGUGCAUUUUGGCUUUGAUGUCUUUAGUAGAUUUGGAUUUCUGAUGGAGAUGGACUGAUGGAGGUCUGACCUGUGAAGACAAAUACACUCAGUUUGGCUAGUUUGGUUACCUUCAUAUGAUGUGGUCAUAAUGUGGUCCAACUUCUGCCUGCUGGCUGAAUACAUAUUAAUUUUUGCUCAGACUGUACCCCAGUCAAGAUAAGUCAAGAUAAACAGCAUAAGCUCCACGUUCCCUCACUAUUGUUGGAGACAUGUCAGAAAACUUCACUGCGGUAGCCUGCCUCAACCGGCAGGGGGCGCUAUGAGUAUAUGUGUAACCCUCUUCAAACAAGCCCAGUUGGCCCCAGAAAAGGCACAUGUGAGCUGUGUCAGCUGAAACAGAUAACCAGCUGAAAGUAAUGGAUUCUCUUUCUUCUUUGUCUAAUUCUGUUUAGCACCAACAUCUGUUGAACACUGAGAGAGCACAGGCCAUACUGGUUUAUGUUUUGAAACAUUUAUCUUCAUGGAUAAGAAGGAACCAGCCCAAGGCCAGAUUUCUAUAUAAACACCGUGCAAUGCAAGUUACUUCAUAAGGAAA